AUGCUUUCCACUUCGCCACUGCUUCCUCCUGGUGGUAAAGGAUGUGUCGGAAGUCGUCCAGCGGCCGCAUGGGAGAAAACUCCACAGUUAGUCGCAAAGCGAAACGCUCGCGAACGCACCAGGGUACACACGGUAAAUCAGGCUUUCCUGAUUCUUAAAUGUCAUCUACCCUCACUUCGAGCUCACAAUAAACGAGUCUCAAAGCUGAAAAUUCUCCGUGCCACCAUAAAGUAUAUCAACACGCUUGCGGAUUUGGUGAGGACAGUUUCUGACUCGAGUCGAAAUGAUGAGAUUGAUAGGGUUGAAGCGAACGUUUUACUACGCUCGCACACUUCUCUACUUCGCUCAACGACACUUGCUGCUUUAAAAUCGGAUACAAUCGUUAAAGAAUCCGCUCCAGCUAUUCAAUCGUCAGAGAGUGCUUUUCAUCCAUUGAAUCCGCAUCCAGCUCCUCAACCCGCGAUCACUCUAUUGGACUAUCACGGUUACAUGUACCAUCCACAAACGAUGAGCGAUGGCUCAAUCUAUGCCGCCCCAAUCCCACUUUCCACUUACAGUUUCACGUCACGU
Mesorhabditis belari is the source of this 570-nucleotide messenger RNA. The record is from the annotation of a GenBank genome assembly. NCBI's taxonomy places the organism in Eukaryota, Metazoa, Nematoda, Chromadorea, Rhabditida, Rhabditidae.